Messenger RNA from Salmo salar (Atlantic salmon), 2836 nucleotides. NCBI's taxonomy places the organism in Eukaryota, Metazoa, Chordata, Actinopteri, Salmoniformes, Salmonidae. The record is from RefSeq and is a predicted model, not a curated record.
CCAACCACACUGCUAACCUUAUGCCUAACGUUAAAUUAAGACCAAAAAGCACAUUUUUGUUUUCAUUUUUUGUUUGUUGCUAUAGCCAAUUUGGACUUUGUGGCUGUGAUCACGAGUGGAAACUGAGAAAUGUUGAACCAAAUAGAAGAUUAAGAAUAAUGACCGGAAAUCGUUCAUCAUCAGCAGCAAGGGCAACAGCAGAAAACGCUUCUUGAUGCUAAAAUUGUGUAUUUUCAUGCAAUUGCUGUCUCUUCACGAAGAACACAAUGCUUUCAAAGCAUCUGUAGAGUAGCCUUCUUCGUCUGAUGGGUUGGAUAAUGCACUUUUUCAAAAGUUUGUUACAGGUUGAGGAGGCGUUGUGUAGUAGUUGUUUUUCGUCUGAUCAAAUUCAUUCAGCCAAUCACUAUUCAGAAGUACCGACGUUAAAGUAUCCGUGUUUCAUUGAACCUUUUUUUUUUUUAAAUGCGUGGCAUUGUUAUCCUCGUCAGACACUUUCUAAAUUAUAUCUAACACACUGCCUUCAUAUUAAAUGACAUGCUACCUGUGAAAUCUAGACUGCAAAAUGAAGGUUCAUGAUUGUGAUUUUCUUAUAUGAGCAAAUGUAUUUUCAAUCUGUAGCCGAAUACAAGUAGAUAGUACACAGCGCGGUGUCUAAAAUGUAAGAGUGGUGUUUGUCCAACCUGCCGCGAUGAAUUUGAAGAUGAAAUGUGUCCUCGUGCAGUAAUAACCCCACAUAACAUUUGCAGUCAGCUCCUCUCACUUCCAUUUGUGCCUACUAGUGGGCUAAUGUCUUCAUUUGAUCUCUUGCAUGUAGUUUGAUCAAACCACGAAAACAUAUUUGGGGUGAUAAAUGCUUAACAUGUAUAUAAUUUUGUAAACCCAUGUCACUACAUUUUGGAGAGCAAGACAGACAUGCUGUUGCCAUGUGAAACCGGAUGCUGUUUUAUCUUACCUUCAGGACAGUGGUUGGAGGUCCCAUAGGUAGGCCUACCAUAGGUGAUUCUGUGAUGAGCCGUCGCAAGGUUUCUUUGAAGGAGCUGGGUCAGGUGGACUGCCAGGGCUGGCUCUACAAGAAGAAGGAAGGCAAGGGCUUCCUGGGAACAAAAUGGAAGAAGUACUGGUUUGUUCUGAAAAAGAUCUCCAUGUACUGGUACACUGGUCAGACGGCUGAGAAAGCAGAAGGAUACAUCGACCUUACAAACUUCACUGUCGACCAAGCAACAGAGUGCAAGAGAAAGCAUGCUAUGAAGGCCAGCCAUCCACAGGUUGUGACACUCUACUUUGCCGCCGAGAGUCUGAGAGAGAUGAACAAGUGGCUGUCUAAACUGGCAGCGGCUGCUACACUGAACGAGUCGUCAGAGAGGAACACUGGGGAGUGCUACAGUGAGGAGAGUGACCAAGAGGAGGUGGAGUCACUGGAGACAUCUGCCGUGUUCCACUCUGAGCAGCUGACCAUAGACUCUGUUAAUGGAGAUGUCCCCCCAUCUUGCUCCACCUCGUCCCCCUGUCACUCCACUGUCCCCAUGUCUGCCCCUGACAGCAUUGUGACUUCAGAGAGCAUGGGGUCCUGGCUGGAUGUCCCUUCUCCAGAGAGGGCAGUGGGACAGGGCGCUCCCUUCCACCCCUUCAGACUGGAAGAGGAGGAUGGACCGGGGGCUGAGGCCCAGGGAGGAAAGGAGGAGGGCACAUCUGAUGAAAUGGAGGCACUGUACAUCCAUCUAAAGCAUGCCAGACUUUCUCCAACUGGAGAACUGAAGAGGGACUUCAGAGCGUCAUUCAUUCAACGCUGCAAAAAUGACAGAGUCAAUGAGAAGCUGCAUCUGGUUAGGACCCUCAACAGCACUUUAAAGGCAAAAGAAGCCGACCUGUUGGCUAUAGAACACGUGUUGGCAGAUCCCAUUCUUACUGCACAGAGGUAUCGUCAAUGGAGGGCUGGGAAUGUGGUGCUACUGCAGGAGAUUACUCGUCACAAAAAGGGCCCACCAGGUGGCAGCAGAGAGCAGUCUUUCCCCCUCGAAGCUCCACGGACCCACUGCACCGCUGAAACCAGUGUGUGACCAACACAGAACAAUGAUAGGCAUAGAGGCAUCGGAUACGAUUCUUCACGGCCCGUAUUUAUAAAGCGGCUCAGUUUAGGAGUGUUGAUCUAAGAUCAGCACCCCCCCUUAAGGCUAAACUGAUUUUAGAUCAGCACUACUCUGAGAUACUUUGAGUAGGAGCCCAGGCAUGCCCAUAAACAAAAAAACAACAGCAUUGUAUUCCUUAUUUUAUCGAGAAUAUUCCUGAAAAUGUGCCGUGGAUAUUCCUAUGCUUUCUUGUAUGAAUGGUUAUCCAUGUUUCUUAGUAUUUUAAUCACAUUUUCUUUUAUGACAUGUGCAGUAUAGUGCCACUUAGGGAUUUUGGGAACAAGAUGGUCUCUCUUUUAAAGGGAAACGUAAUUUUAAUGGGACAUUUUGCAUUCCUUUAGAAAUGUGUUUGCUAAAUCACAGGGUCAUGUAUCCUAUCACUGGGUACGGGUUGGGUGUUAUACUAUUGUUCUAGUCACCAUUGUUUGUAACACUGAUAUUAGGGAAGGUUGUUCUAGGUACACACCUUGUUCAAUUAGUUUCACAUCACUGAGUCUGGCCUAAGUACAGUCUGUCUAAAUAACGUUUCCUGUCAUAAGUAAAUCAGCAUUGACUGAAUUAUGUUUUUAAUAUUUUAAUAUAUUUUAUCAUUCAAACUUUGUAAAUAUUUUGUACAUUGUGUAUGGUUUUGUGGAACGAACUUGUACUGUUUACAUGUAUCAAUUUAACAAGAAUAUGCUAAACAAAUAAAGUCAGAGCUUUUUGCUAAG